AGACCGUCAGCUGACACUCCUUCAACAACAACAACAAACUCUUCUGCCCGCUUCCCUCGCCCACCUCCUUAUAAGACACACGGAAGCCCCGCACUGGACAUGGAAAGCAAUAUAAAGAUGAAGAAGAAAGGAGGUGUGAGAUAGAAGGGACUAGUGUAGCUACAGGAAUGCCGCUACGAGGAUUACAACUUGUUAUUCACCUGUACAUGAUGGCUACAGUAGGAACAAUAUCAACAGAGAUGACGGUGGAGGGGACGGAAGAAAUCCUGGAGGAGGUGUAUCUGGACUCCCCAAUGGAAGGAGCUCCUCUCACCAACAGUAACAACUCUCACUUCAUGAACAAUGUCUUCGAUAACCUGAAUGACCCUGACCUCGGCUACCUUGUGCUGUCCCUGCUUGUUGCCAUCGCCUGGUCUGUGUACAUCAUCCUGCUCAACUCUCGCAUCCAAGGCAGCAUCUUGACCACCAUCCUGCGGCGUUUUGUCAAGUCCGGCAACCUGACUAUUGGUUCCUUUUCUCUUUCUGUGCUGUCGGGCAAGAUAAUGUUCCGCAAUGUGGUGUAUGUGACGGAGGACUACAGUCUGCGUAUUGUUGAUGGAAUGCUCAAGUUCCGCUACUGGCUGCCAUAUGUCAAGAGGGAGCUGUCAGAUGACAUGUCCCACUGUGACCAUCGUCUCUGGCUGGAGCUUAACGGACCAGAACUUCACAUAUACAACCGAUCCCAGCUUUACUCUAGGCUGGAGAAAGCAUUUGGGUUGGAGAAUCAGCUUGGAGUGGGGAAGGCCAUGAAGGAGGAGGAUGAUGAGGAAGAGGAGCAACAGCAGCAGCAGCCCCAGAAACAAGCAAGAGACAUGAGCUUCUGGCAGGACUGGCGUGAUCUGAUUCCUGUCAUAAAGAUUGAGCUUAAUAUGGCAAGGUUUGUGUUUGGCAACCGUCUGAUCCCAUCCACUCUGCUGCUCACCACUGACAAGGCUGAGUGUCAGUACACCACCAAGCCGGCCGCCUGCUCCCUCGAUUACUUCAUGCAUGCCUUCACCUCCAAGGCAGAGAACUUCAGGGUGAUCCUUGCCCCGAGCCCCAAGUACACCGGCAUGCUGGAUGAGCCCCCAAGGUUCAUGGGUGAGGGGUUUGUGGUGAUGUCAUCCAGCCUGGUCCACCUCUAUUACUACAUGGAUGAGCCGGGACUUGUGCCUGAACACCCCCAGACUGUGCGGCUGCCAAACGGAGAUGAGGUGACGGCCCCAGCACCAGUGUGGGGUCUGGACAUCAAGUGUGCCAAGGGGACCAACCUCAGCUAUGGGCCAUGGGCAGACAGGCAGCGGGAGCAGCUCUUCAGGUUCUUCUUCCCUCAGGACUACCAGACACUGAAGCUACCCAGCGCUCCGGUGCUUGGGGACAUGCGUCAGUUCCAGCAGUUUGACGUGAGACUCAGCAUCCUGGCAGAGGCCACCAUCGACAUCCUCUUCUCCAAGGAGAAGGAGACCAAGGCAGUACACAUGAAUGUGCAGCGAGGCUCGUACUUUGAGAUGACACUGCCCUGGACCGUCAGUGCAAGUGGUUACAUCACUAAGAUCAAUGGCCAACUCUUCCACGUGGAUGCCUCAACCAGCCUCCUGUACCGCAACUUGCUGGAGGCGGAGACCCUUGAUUACCGGGUCAACGUGCAUUACCCAAGGGUGUGGAACCAUGACCAGACCUGGGACCUGGAGUUUAAUGGCUGUAAGGCAACCUACCACUUCCUCUACACUCACAAGGAGUUCUUCCAAGACUUGAUAGAGGACUGGUCUUCUCGCAUGCCUCCCGACUUGCUCCACUUCGUUCCCUACUCGUGGAACUUCACCCUCAAGCUGCAGGAGUUUGAGCUGGUCACCUUGGCCAACGGGUACAACUGGGUUGACUGCUCCUCACAGCAUCAGGCUAAUGCUCACAUUGCAUUCUGUGGGGAGGGGUUUGAACUCAAGUUUACUCUGCCAUUCAAUGAUUUCCUGCCUGAGACAAUCCUGCUGAAGUUCGUCAUUACGGUGGAGAAUGUGGACCUGAGCCUGUACCUGCCACCCUGGAACACCACCAGGAACAUCAUUGCUGCCUUGGACCGCAAUGCCAAGCUGGCAAACCGGGAAGACCGCCCCAAGCAGGCAUUCUCCAAUGACAAGUGGAGGAAGUUCUGUAAGCUGAGUGCCGGCUGGGUGGACUGCUGGCAGGUUCCGGAGCUUGAGCUGAACAUCAAGUACACCUACCAUCCAGUGCCCCCCCUUGGCCCCUCCCCCCAGGCCAACGUGUCCACCCCAGAGAAGGAGGAACUGCUGCUCUCCCCCAUCCGAGCACCACACCGGAAGAAGUCACCAAUGGAGAUCAUCAAGAACAUCACCCCAGACCAGUUUGACCCAACAUCCUUGACGCCAGAUUGCAUCAGUGUUGACCUGCGCAUUGUCAAACCCUCAGAGAUCAAACUGUAUGGCUCAGUCUUAUGUCUCUUCAUCCACCUCAAGGAGAACAUCUUUGGAGAGGACCAGACCUUCACCGACAUGAACCAGACCCACGUGGAGGAGGAUCACUUGGUUGGGGAGGCAGCAGGAGCACCAGAGGAGACCAAAUCAGACGACAGCCUCAAUGAGCAGAAGAAGCCUGAGUUUGACUGCCGCCGCUACCGUCAGUUUGCCGUCACAGUGUACAUUGAUAUCCGGAAUGUGGUCGGGCAUCUGGUCAAGGACUGCACAGAGGGUGAUCCGCCCUGCCCGACGGUGGCACUGGACUGUCUGAUCUUUGAGAUGAACAAGCGGUACACAGAGACACAGCUACAGGUGGUGGUGUCUCCCCUCAUCCUUACCACCAGCGACACAAACACCCACCGCUCUGCCACCCACCAGCACCUCCACACUGGCUUCCUCAUGCUCUCUGGAUUACAGAUGCGCGGACACGCCAUGUUCAGUGCUGAGGAACGCACACUUGACGAGGAGACACUGGAGUAUGCAUGGCUGGUGGAACUGACUAUUGGGACACUCAGCGGCAAACUGACCACCCCACAGCUCCAGAACAUCAUCACUGCACUGGAAGCCUUCAUAUUCACCGUAGAGGACACGGAGAACUCCCUGCGCCAUCCGAAGCCCUACAUGUUGUGCUACCAUGGUGUUCCACAACCUCAGUGCGUCCACACCACCGGUGACCACUUCUGUCCCACUACGGACCUCAUCAAGUACAAGAUGGUUCGAGCCUCCAUUGACGGAAUCUCCCUUAACCUGGUGGAGAGUGGCACCCUUCUGAGCCUCCAGGUGUACCCAAUCCGUCUGGCCACCUGCAACCUCCACGGCCAGCACACCCGCUCCGGCAUCACAGCUCAUAUCCUGAACAUCAGCGCUCGGAACUACAUCUGUGCUCAGGACGGCCACAAGGAGGGCGGUGGAGGGCGGGGUGGCGAGGUGGCAUCCAUGUGUGGCACCUCAACUAGUGGCACUGGUGGUGGUGGGGGUGUGGCCGGCGAGGUGUUCACUGAGGAUGUGUGGCUGGAGGCUGCUGCAGUGACCCUGGGGCCGGUGUAUGUUGAUGCCGCCACCAGCAUGGACGUCCUGCACCAUGAUAUGCAGCUCAUACAGCACAAGUUCCUGAAGCAGCAUGAUGAACACACAAUGAGGCUGUGGUUCCUGUGGCCGCAGGAGGCUACCAAUGUGCCGGCACAGGUGUUUGGCAAGUGUGGGUGUGUGGGCGGGUGUGCCUUCUUUGGAACCAACAGGAAUGGACCCUCCUUCUUCAAGCCCUCCAAGCAGGACUUCUACAAUGGGGUCAAUGUGGCACAGUAUGGAGUGAAUGAGCCUGGUGAGAGUCCAGGUUAUGGCCAGAGCAUCCUGGAUGAGGACCAGCUGGUGUUCCAGGCCGGGGCAUACACCAAGCUUGCCUCCUCCCAUUGUGAUGCCCAGUCCUCAUCCUCCUCCAGCAAGGACCACUAUGCCCUUAGCUCUGGCUAUGUCAAGAGUGCCUCCCCUGCCACCCCUGCCGAUUCACAUCACCGGGCCAACAGCUCCCUGCACCACGGUCCUGAGUCACACGUUCACGAACGCCUCAACCCACGCCAUGGCUACCAGCGGGAGCUUUCUGUCACUAGUCACGACUCCAGCCCCCAGGUGACUGAUUCUGAUUCCAGGGGUGUCUCCAGUGCCCGGGAGACUUCCAAAGAUGCAGUCCUGGGUGUCCCUGUAGGCCCCGACAGUCUUCCGACGCCAGGCAGCCUCUCGGACCUGCGGCGAUCAGUUGACAAUGUAAACACAGGACGCCAGAGCAAAAUGCCAUCAAGCCUUUCACUCCAGACCGAGUUGCCUCUCCAUGCUGCCGGCGGCCACAAACUGUCAGGCGGCAGCAUGCGGGAGUCCACGUCUCGGCAGUCCCUCGCCAGCCAGCACAGUUUGCUAGCUGUGGUGCAGCGAACCAUCUCUGUUGGUAGUGAGACACAGUCUGAGGCAUUUUUCUCAGCAGAUGAAGAUCAGGUCAGUAAGAUGACUGUGAUUGGCAGCGGUGACGGCUCUCUGUCACGCAUGUCCUCCCAGCAAAGCCUGCCUGUGGUGCCAGAAGACCAGCAUGCCCCAUCACAGCCCCACUCCCUGGAGAGUGAGACCUCCACACCCCCCACGCCCCACCAUGACCCGUCAGCCCUCACACUCAGCUCCAACAGUUACUAUAGCAGUGCCGAUGAUGGUCAGACCUGCUGCCCCAGCCAGAGCCACAGCAGACACAGUAGGAGUGAGAGCAACAGUAGCUGUAGCAGCAGUAGCAGUGGCAGCAACAGUCCUUGCCUGGACCACAGCCAAGCCUCUCUCAUCCACUCCCACAGUUCAGAAUCCCCUCAUCCCUGGAAAGCUGACAGACCUGCUCGCUCCCGCAGGAAGGCUGACCGGAUCAAGGCGGCUCUGGACUGCAGCGGUGACAGCAGCUCUGAGGUGGGCAGUGUGUCCAGCACCUCCUUCAUCUCAGCACUGUCUUCCCAGGAGGACAUUGCUCAGGUGGACCUUCACAUGCAGCUCAACAAGCCCAUCACCGAGUCCCCGCUGCUCAUGUCCUCCUACAUUAACCACAUGACACAGCUCCGAUGCCUCAACUGGGACCACCCGAUGCCCAGCUUUGACUCCACCCCAGGACAGCCUAACAAGUGCUACAUUCCCGUGUUUGACAAGAUCAGCGAGGGUUUCACUGCUAUACGCAUGGUGGAGGGCAACCGCCAUGGCAUACCCCGCUCUCCACCCCCACCCCCAUCAGGCCGCACCCCUUCCCACCCCUACACCUGGGACACACCUCUCUUCACCUGGGGAGAUGCUCAAGAUGAACCAGCCCAUGAAGACUCACAGGACACCAUGGGAGGUAUGCUGGAGGCCAACACCACCCGCACCACUGUUGUCAUCAAGCUCAAGAAGGACGUGGACAUCAUGCUCUCCCCUAUGGCCCUGGAGUCCGCCCAGCUUUUCCUGGAGGCCUUGACUCCAGUGAUGGAGUCACUCCACCCACUCUCCAUCGUCAACCAUGCCCACAUGAGGUCCCAAUCAAGUGUGGCAGGACAAAACACCCUCAAAAAGAAGCGUUACAUGUACUGGUCCAGGCUGAGGGACAAGAGGGUGGCAGGGACACCAGAGCAGUCUGCCGUCCUGAGCACCACCUACCAGGAGAGUUGCUUCCAGCAGAUGCAAGGUCAAGUCACUGUGCCCAGGGUGAACGUUACAUUACUGCAGGCAUCUGUGGUGGAGGAGAUAAUUUCUUUCUCUGCCCUGGACAACAUUCGAGACCUCACCUGUGUAUCCCUCUUCUCUGUCUGCCUGGAUAAUGUCAGUCUCCAGUUCUAUUCUGGUCACCAAUCCAAGAAGUCAGUCCAAAUGUACAUGAGGAAUCCACAUGAUCCUGUCAUGCAAAAGAAGGGCAAGUCAAAGACCCGUCAGGCUGUUGAUCUCUUGGCUGAACCAGUAUAUAUAGAGACCUCGGAGCGGCAGCAGGAGGAGAACAUGGUGUCUGUGGACGUGAACAAAGUACAUGUGCAGCUGAGGCGUUUGAAGAAUGAGAGCGCCCUGCUGAAGGAUGCCAGUGUGACUGCCAUACCCAACCACAGGUCCAAGGUCUUGUUCAUGUUCCGGCGGUGUCCCCGAGGAGAGGAUGGGGAGAAUGGGGGUGGUGUGGGAACACCCGUCAUGGAGGAUGACCGCAUGGGGUUCAUCAUGUUCGAGGCAGGCCUGGAGACCAUGGCUCUUAGAGCUGUGAAAAGGAAGGGGUUUGGGCAGCAGGCAGAGGGCAGCGGAAAGCAUGACGGGGGCAUCACCUGUGGUCCGAACUGCCCCACCACAUCAGCAGGCAGUGGUGGUGGGCCCAGCAGCAGUUCUGGCCCGGGUACUGCAGGCACAGCAGAGCCACAGAGGACAGGCUCGGAGAUUCGGCGGGAGCCUUCAGACCGCCAAUGCUCAGCCUCAGUCUCCCAAGUGUCCAAUAUGUCCACCCACUCAGGUGUCCACCACUCCACAUCCUCAGGCAAUGGCAGCAUCAAGGAUCUGCCCCACAACCAGAGCAAAAGUGACAAACGUGACAUCACUUCCUUCGUGGUGGAGCUGCAGACUGUCUGGUUCAACUUUGCGGCACCGCCGCACACCCCUAUCACCAAGAAGAUUGACUACACACGAUUGGACUGGAACCUUCUGAGUACUGCCUCGCCAUCCAUCAACGCGUGGAUGAAUCCAAGUGACAGGCUAACAGUGGCAGUGAUCCACUUCCUCCAUGCAUCGGAGAGUCGCCGCCUUGGUGUGAUGGCGUCCCUCAUGGCAGAGGCGCUUGAUGUGCAGAGCAUCCAUGUCCCUAUCAAGAACAAGUAUGUGAAGCUGAUGCCACUGAGCCAGACGCUGCAGGAGGACCCUUCGUGCCAGCUAUGCAAUGUGCUGCGCCGCUAUUUGCUGCAAUCUUCCUCCCGCACCAUUGAGGCCAACCUGCUGCCCCCACACCUGCCCAAGUUGGCCACACUUAGACAGGGUGUGGUGGUGCUGAGUCGCCAGUGGAAGAAUGCCCUGUACAUGCCACUGCUCAUGGAACAAACCUUCAGGAACAAACAGACCCGUCCUGCCUUCACUUUCAAGUCUCACGCUCCACCAGAAGGCCGCUCCACUCCAAAGUUUGACCAAACCUUUGUGACCAGCGAAGUCACUGACGAGAAGACAACCCUGUUGGAGGCUGAGGGAGGCUCUCUGCACUCCCACCCACCCCAUGACUCAGAAGGAAGUGGCACACUGUGUGGGGAGGAUGUGACUGACGGCGUGAUGAGCUCAGAGUCCACGCAGCUGCCGCCACGUAAGACCCUGCCCUCCUACCCUCCACGCUCCUCUCGAGCUUCAGUCAUCCUUCCCGUCCUCAACACUGCAUUUGAGUCUCCGGCGAGGUUCCAGUUUCCAAAAAUUGGUGGUGGCUUUGGAGGCCACAUAUUCCAUCGUGGUGGUGGCCAUCAGCAGCAGCAGCAGCAGCAGCAGCAGCAGCAGCAGCAGCAGCAGCAACAACAACAACAACAACAACAACAACAACAACAACAACAACAGCAGCAGCAGCAGCAACAACAGCAGCAGCAACAAGCACAACAGCAGCAGGUGCGAAGUGGGCCAACAACAGUAGUGGCAGCUACAACAGUUGGGGACAACCGUAGUGGUGGCAGUCACAGCUCUGGCCUGGACCAAGCCUCCUCCUCCUCCAGCACGGAUGGAGGGGUGGGAUCCGGCAUGGCCACCCCAGGCCGCCCUACAGCCAUCACCUGUGAGAAGGACCAUGAGAAUCUGUACAACUGGAUGGUGCGGCAGCAAGAGUAUGCACACGCCUCAGACACCACUCAUCCCACUGUGACUUUCCCCAAGCGUGGAGAUGAGCUUCCCCUGCUGAGUGAUGGGGAGAGUGAGCGCCAGGAACACCCACCCAUGAGGGAUUUUGGCAGUGUUCCUGAACCUCCACACAGCGCCCACUUCCUGGAGGCCCACGUCAUCUUUGAGCCAGUUCUGACGGCCAUUGGAGUCAUCACACAGCAGGUGAAUGGUGGGGCACUGGAGCAGCUGGGAUCCAAUGUGUCCAUCACGGGAAGUGUGGAGACACUACGAGUAGACAUCAUUGAGUCCGAGGCCUCCAAACUCAACCGCAAGAAGAGAAAGACAGGCCUUCACGCAGGUAACACAGACGACACAUCCUCAGGGGACACCUGUGAAGCAGAGGGCAAGUUUUUCCUGGAUAUAGGGAGUGAGGUGCCAGCUUUCCUUUGUGAACACGUUGGAUUGGAGAUUGACGUCAGCAAGGUAACGGAUGACUCCCGGGAAUGGGUCAACCACCAGCCAACACUUUUUGUGUCCCGCAGUGCCCUCAAGCAGCACACCUCCACCAUGGUGCACUUCUCCCUCAAUGUCAACUACAUCGCCCAGCAAGUGAACAUGCCACUAUUGAGACUCCUGCACCAGAUCAGCUCCAUGUACCAGAAUGCCCGGGCAACACAGAUUGGGCUCCGUGAGCAGAGACCAACACGAGGCAAGGACAACAACCUGCCCACACAUCACAAGGAAGGCUCCUACUCAGAGCUGCAUGAGGGGGAGUAUAAGGGUAAUGAGUACAGCCUGAGCAUCAGUGAGGAGCAGGCCACAGUGUCCUCCCUGGCAGGCAUCAAGGGACCGCGUGGCUCAGUGGUGUCUUCCCUCUCUGCCCGGAUCUCACCUCCCCCACUCACCUCCAGGACAAACCGUCCUCAGAGUUUUGCUCAGAGGCUGCGCUCCUCCACCAAGAUGAGCAAAGGGUACACUAACUUAGGAGCUGAAAGAGGCACAGGCAGCCCACUCUUUAGCAUCAGUAUGAGUGGCUCUGGACUGGAAGGAGCCACCAUCUGUUCCUCUGACAAGUCACCUCUCCUGGGUGCACCUGAGGCCCCCACACCCCCAGUUGCAGCCACAGCCACCCCCAAGUGUUGGCGGAACAUCUACUACCUCUUGGACCUGUACACCACCACUCCAGAAACCAAGACAGUGCAGCAGAGAUCUUCAGUGACUGGUGACGCCUCAGAUGGGUACAAGGGAAGCCGCAAGUAUGACAUCUUGAAGGAGAGCAAGGCAACGGACAUUGAGGCUGGCCCACCCUCCCCUGUUGUCACCAUGCCUCCUGUUGUGGCUGACAAAUCAAAGGAGUUGGGGUUGAUAUCAGGAGAAAGGACUCCAUUUGUGGUGUUUGGUCUGGCUAAGAUCCACAAAACCAAGCUGCUGGCCACUCUAAGUGGACUCAAACUGGAGGCAGAGAUGAAUGCUGUUCACUCAUCCCUCACUUUCAGACCAACACUGUCACAUUUCAGGGAGAAGGUGCGAGGAGCAAAGACAGCAGCCAGGGCUCAGCGCACCACGUCUGAACUCACCCACACAGGCCACAUCGGGGACACCAUGAUUGUGCUCCUGGAAGGCAUUGCUCCCAACCAGCAGACGGUGGUGAGGGUGACAAUUGGCAAGAGUCAAGGCCUGUACACCAGCCUGUCCCGCAAGACCAAGGCCAAGAACAGCGCACUCAUCACCAUCGGAGACGUCCACGUUGACAUCCCACAGCACCCGGUGAUCCUGCACGACAUGAUGACUCGCAGCAGCAAGCAGCUCUCCUCUACCCUUAUGGAGCUGCGUGUGGCUCGGCCCACCGCGCGCCUCAACCGUGGAGCCACAACAGAUGAGCCAGACACCAACGUCUCCCCUCGGCCGCCCCAGGAACCACCAGGAGUUCAGGAACCCAUCCCGCCUGAGUCUCUCCUUCACCCCCUUGUUAUUGAAUUCUCCAUCCUUCUUCAGAGCCUCUGCAUCCAGGCGGCAUUGCUCCCCUCCCUGCAGGCACAGUACCGCAUGGAGCAGGUGUCCAGUCUUGGCUUCACAGGGGCCAAGGCAAAGUUCAGUGUUCACCUUCCAACGCACCACCUCUCCUUCUCCACACGACUGCAGGACCUGCCCAGCGACACACACCUGCCCUCAUCUGCCAGCAUCCAGCUUCCCCAGGUGCAUGUAGAGGCUGAGCUGAUCCAGGAUAGUGACACACACUCCGAUCCACAUGCAGCAGUGACAGAUGGCAUGGUGCUGCGGGAAGGAAACUACCUGAGUGCUGUGGCUGAGAUUGGUGCCCUAGAACACAGCCUCACCACAGACCUUCUCAACCACCUCGUCUUUGUGCAAAAAGUGUUCAUGAAGGAGGUGAAUGAGGUGGUGCAGAAGAUGGCAGGAGGCGACAAGCCAGUACCACUGUGGACUGAGGAAGGGCCCAGCCAUGUCUCACCACCCAGCAGGCUGCUCUUCACCCUCCAGCUGCGUCUCAAGGGGAUCAUCAUCACUGCCACCACCCCUACCCAGUCUGCUGUGCGGCUGGAGACUGGUGUGGUGGAGCUGCAGCUGAGCAAUAGGGUGGAGAACAUCAGCCGCCCCUUGCGUACCACAGACCCCACACAGCCCAUGAAGAUAUUCGGCAAGGCUCAGGUGGACAUCAAUGUGGCUCUUGGUCAGCUGCUCAGGAAUGACAUGUUUGAGGAAGCUGAGCCAGAGUUCCAGCAGCUGGCCUUCUUCCGCACCAGGAUAUGUUUGCGCAAUGCCCUAUACAAUGAGAUGCUGAGUGUUGGGGAGGAGGGGGAGGUGGUGCUGAUCACGCUGACCCGGCCACUGGUGUGCGUGCAACCUGUGGCUGUGGACAGAGCCGUGCUGGUGUGGCUCAACUACAAGAAUGCCUAUGAGUACUGGAGUGAACAGAGAGCCUCCCUCAAUAAGGAAGUGCUUACAGCCACCCAACAGGUGUUUGAGAAGGUGCCUCAGUUCUCCUCCCUGUCCUCAGCUGCUCACAUCACCAAUAAUGUGUUCCUGCAACUCACAGUGGAUGACAUCGGCAUAUGUUUGCCUCUCAACCCUUGUCGAACGGUCAGCCACCAAGUAGACUCCACUGAGACUCGGGAUGCCCUGGUGGUCACCCUGGAAAGCACCAUUAUCUCAGCCUGCAACUCGGGCUCCCUGGUGUGCAAGGCUCGCUUCAAGGGUUUCUGCAUGCGCUUUGCCCCGGAGUUUGAGACAAGCUUGGACGACUGGAAGCCUGACUUCAAGGACCACAUCAACCUGUGUACAGUGUCAGAAGGCACCUAUGAGGUCUGCAGUCGCACAGUAGCCGGACAUUUGGAAAAGGCAGAGAAUGCCAAGUGGCUCCUCAAUGUGCAGUGGCAGAUGGAGGGAGUGGACUUGCACCUGGAUGUCAACAUUGGCAAGCACCUGAGUGCCCUGGCACGCACCCUCACCAUGUUGACUGGUGCCCCAGACACCGCCGGGCCCCAGGGCACUUAUGACUCAGAUGACGACGGGGACCACAGUGAACACAACACCUCACAGCAAGAGUCGGCUGCUCUACGGAGGCAGCCCACCGUUAAUGAAAGUCUGCCGGCCUUUGUGUUUGACGCCACCCUGGAUGCCCGGCAGCGAGCCAAGCUGCUGGAGAUUGAGAUGAAUGAACAGGCAAAGACUGUCAAUGAUCUCAAGUCCCUGGGAGCGUCAGCCUCCACCAUCGAGCAGGAGAUGCGUCGCCUUCAGGAGCUGGAGGCCUUGGUGUUCCAUGACUUUCGACGUGACGUGAUCAAGAAACUACGGCGGCAGAGCGUAAAGGCUACUUCCAUGAAGGACCGGCUGGGUCUGGGCCCCAAGUCCCAUCUCAGGUCCAAGAGCUUCAGAGUUCCCUCGCCCACCAUUGAAGUGAAGGAGCCUCCACUGAGUGGAGGAAGCCGUGGCAGCAAUGAACAAGGCUCCAUCAGUGUGGAUAGCUCUCCGUGUCAUGCCACCAAUGAUACCUCUGCCCAGAAGGUCAAAUUCAUGGACAGGUCUCAGGGACGGCACCUCUCCUUCACCAGUGGAUCCUCUGACUCCUACCCCAUGGACGACUUGGACAACAGUGAUGUCUUCCCUGGCACUCCUGCUCACCAGCGCACACCAACCCCCACUAAUGGGUCCGAUCCAGAGACUGAAACCAUCACCAUUACUAACCUGAGCAACGACAACAUGGAGAGCUCAGUGCCACGGAGUGUUGGUGGGCUGGAGGGCCUGGUGAAUGUACUAGACCAGCCACCCUACCAGCGGCCAGGUGCAGGAGGUGUCAAGGGAGCAGGGGACAGUGGCAGCACCCCAGGGACAGCCACAGCACCUCUCUCCAGUCAUUCCAGUGCACACAGCUCAGUUUUCCCCCUCCUAUCUGGCACCUCAGGUCCCAUCACCCCUGGGGGCCUGGGCUCCAGCUCGGGCACCGUCAAGCCUCUGGACCCCAGCAUUGACCUGGAGCUGGACGUGCGUGUGUGCAUCAGCUCCGGCAUGUGUAACCUGUACACCAAGUGUGUCACCAGGGAGGAGGAGCGAAGAAUGAAGAAGGAACGCAGCUUCUCUGGUGGAAUCUCAGAGACUCCAAGUAGCCCCGGCUCAGGUCGUAGGAAGAACGAAGGGCGGCCGAACCUGUCCUCCACCAAGCUGAGGGCGCCUCCCCCUCCCUCCUUCCAUGUCUCCUCAGACACUGUGUUCUACAUCCCUGGUCUUGAUGUCAAGGUGCACUACGAGUCCCACAACAUCCAUGAGGAGACACCUGUUGGCAGUGGUGGUGGUCUGUUUGGCAGCGGAGGUGGCCUGCAGCAGGAUGGCCCUGGAUGGUCCUCCCCCAGCACAGGUGCCAGCGGCAGUGCCGGCAGCAGCGUGGGAGGAGGAGGGUCUCGUAAGAGUGGCAUGGCAACCAGUGGUAUCAAGCGAGCCUCUCUUUUCACCUGGCUCACCCUGCAGAGCAUCAAGAGGGAGACCACUGUCAGUCCCAACAUUCUGGAGUUCCUGGAGUUGGCACUGGAGCCACUGCCUGUCACUGACCACCACCAGAAGCCUCCGGUCACCUCCCAGGAACCUGAGCCAGUGUUCAAUGUGGAUGUGGACUCUUCUGGUGCGGUGGGUGGAGGUGCUGGACCCUAUGUGUAUGCUUCCUUCCCUGUGGAUGUGGUGGUGUACUUCCACAUGCAACCUUCCACUAUCAGGUUUUCGUGUCAGCCGGUGUCCCGCGUCGAGUGUCUGCUGCAGCUGCCCUCACUCAACCUAGUGUUCUCAUCCAAGAGGGCUGAGGAUGAAUCCAUGCCAGACCUGGGCAGCAAGUUACAGGCAACCAUUGGUGGACUGAGUGUGACAGGUGUUUUGGAGGAUUUCUCCUUGUAUGUGUUUCACCCUUAUGGUGGAAAGCAACGGGGGGCGGGAGGAGCACCAUACCUGGCCACCUCCCCGCUGGCAGCCCUGACGGAUGGCGAGCGCAAGGACUCCCUCAGUGUUAUGGUGGAAUUUGUUAAGCUGCACAUUUCAAGGUCACGCAAGAUUAAUUUCAAGUCUGAGGGUGUUAAGAUGAAGACCUCAGGAGGGUCAGAUUCUUCUAAGGCUAUCAUCAGGUUCUCCACUAUCGUGGACAUUGGGGCUGCCCACUUCAAGUAUGACAUGAGAAGACUGACUGAGAUCCUGGCCUUCCCACGUGCCUGGUACAGAAGGUCCAUAGUGCGGCGACUCUUCCUUGGGGAUUUUACAGGUGGUGCCACAUCCAGUGAGUGGGAUGAGGUCAGUCCGGCACCUUCCUCAUCAGAGUCACCUCCCAGUCAAGCCCCACCUGCUUCCUCCAAACGACACUCUUCAAGUUCAUCAGAGGGCCUUGAGGGUCCUCGGCGGGAGAACACCAGUGGGGCAAACAGUGGCAGUGGUGUUCCCCAGUCUACCCCUCCCAGCUCUCAGCUUGGUGGUGCUGGAGCAGGCAGCUGGGCUCGGGACAAACUGAGGCUCAACUUUGAUUCUGAUGUCCACCCACGAAAGAGUCCCAAGCUCUCAGGUAUGGGUGAGACGAUGUGUGAGGAGGACGGCAGUGGUGUUGGAGUAGAUGGUGGAACCUCCAGCAGUGGGAGAGCAGAUGGCGACCAGGGGGUGGGGAGUCAGAUGGCCGGCAAGACGGGCUCCUGGGAGACCCUGGUGCUGUUUGCUGUCAACUUCACUCGGCUUGGCGUGCAGAUGAACAUGGGAAACGUGAUGGGCAAUGUGGUUUGGACCACCAAAGACUUCAAGGCCAAUGGCAGACUGUCCAUAGGCAGCACUGGCCACAAGAACAUGUACAUUGGCCUCAGCUUGGGAGGCUCAGGCCUUGAUGCAAAGGGUGGCAUUGUGGGUGGCACCAUUGAGCUCUCAGAGAUCAAUAUGUACCUCAAAAUCCGUGAGGACCCGGGAACUGAGCCAGACCACACCAUUGGCAUGAAGCUGUUUGCUUCCCAGUCCCGCCUGGACUACAUGGGCACCAGUGUCCUGAUGGGGCGCGUGUCCUCUUUUGGCGUCACACUGAGGGACGAGUGGAAGCUGAAGCAGUGUGCAGAGACGGAUAAUGACGCCACUCGCAGGGGAGCCACUAUCUUCAUCCUUGGGGACCUGGAGUGGGACCAGCUGCAGCUCAUCAUCAGCAAGUCCACCACUGCUGACCUGCUCAAGAUGCACCACAAGCUGGACGAGUUCUUCUCCCAGCAGUUCAAGUCCAGCAAGCGGGUGUUUUCCUCCCUGCAGCCCACGCGACACAAGUCUUCCGUCAAGCAGAAGCCCAAGGAUGGCAACAGGAAGCUUGCUAGUGUUCUAGGGGUGCCAUCUGGCCAAGACGCCCGCCACCACCGUCACUGGCAGGGGGUCUUGUACCGUGUGUCUGGCCUGCGCCUCACCACGCUGGCCAUGCCACUGCCUGACUCGGGUACAGUACUUGGUGGGUCGUUGGAGCUGCACGGCAAAACUAUCUCCCUGGCAUGCUUUCAUGGUGUCAACUUUAGGAGCAAGUCAUGGGCGCUGUUCAGUCUUCAGGAGCCAUACAUCAACUUUACCUCUGAGGUGCAAGAGGUGCCUGGAGACCCACCCCGGGACACACACAUUGUGCAGAACCUCACCUUCAGCCUGGGGGUCAUGGAGCACACCCAUGCACAGCACGUCUCCAUGGCCACCGUCUGUCGCAUCACUCGCAACAUGGUCUUCCCACCACAGUUCCGAGCCAUCCAGGAGUGGUUCCAUUAUGCUUUCUGCACCUCAGAACUUGACAAUGUGGACCGGUUCCCUUCUCUGGACCGAAGCGACAGCCUCCCGUCCUCCUCCUCGGAUGGCAAGAGGGCCUCAACACGUCUGCAGGACCACAAUCAUUCCUCAGAGACUAUCUUUGCCCUCCCCUCCAUGCAGAUCCACCUCAACACCAAGCACCUGCAGACGGCCACCACACCAGACUUCAUGGGUGAGCACACACAGAGAAGCACCCCUUGUACACCCAAGAAAUUAGAUGAUGAGAAGCCCAAGGUGGAGUGUUCUUUGGUGACUGAAUUCCAGGAUCAUAUAUUUGUUGCUGUGGAUGCAGAAAGCUUCUUCUUCCUGCAUGACCUGAUUGCCUCCUAUGUGAAGGACACCAAGGAGAAAAUGGCCAGGAAACACAAAAUGCCAAAUGCCGAGGCAGAGAACAACAAGGAGAGUGCGGAGAAGAAGCCCAAGGUGGUGAGGGUGAAUGAGCCCACGCAGCUAUUGCAGCAGGACUGGCGGGAGUUCACCUGCACCACCUGGCACCUGGAGCCCACUGUCAGGCUUCUGUCAUGGGCCACCAAGAAUCUUGAGCCAUAUGGAGUGGACUACAUCUUGCAGAAGCUCGGGUUCAGCCACGCCCGCACUACCAUUCCCAAGUGGCUCCAGAGAGGCUGCAUGGAUCCCCUGGACAAAGUGCUCUCCAUGCUGAUGUUCCGCAUGAUUGCUGCCAUUUAUGACCAUGACAGUGCCAACCGGUAGUGAGGUGAGGCAAGGUAGUGGUGCUGGUGGAAGGUUCAUCCCAAGAGCCUACUGGAGUAGUGGGUAGGGAGACUCUGUUGGUCAGUGGUGUGAUGAGAUGUGUCUACCAUGACCAAGUUGGCAUAGAAAGGUAAGUGUCCUAUAAGUCACUGGUAGAGUGAUGGUGUUCCCUGCAAGCCAGUGGUGGUGGAGUGGUGUGCCCUGCAAGUCAGUGGUGUUGGUGAUGAUGGCAGUGGUCAUGGUGUGCAGGGCCCUGAAUGAAAUCUGAUGGUCUUUCAUAUUGAUUUAAUCUAAACAUUUUAUAUAGAAGUUUUACAAUAUUGAUAUUCACUUGUAGAAUGAUGCAUGAAAUGAAAUGUAGCAGCUAUAUAAUACUCCUUAGAAUGUACAGUCAUUGGUGAUGCAGGGCCCUAAGCUAUGACUGACUUGGUGCCUCCUCCUACCACUGCUGGGCAUUGUGUCCAGCAGUGGUGUUGUGCCCUACAGAUUAAUGCAAGUGCUCUGUUGUGUCCAACAAAUUAGUGAGUGUAAGGAGACAGAUGUCCCACAAAUGAAUGGUGGAGGUAUGUUCUCUGCCACCUAUAGAUUGGUUUUAUGCUAUUUAUUAUACUGUCUCACUGACUUCAAGUCCAACUAGUGUUUUGUCUGAACAUUUUAAGAUGUGUAAAGGUCACAGAUAUAUACAAAUAUGUACAAGUUUAUUGUUUAAAAGACAAUGUAUGCCCACAUCUUCAAUGCAUAUGUACUUCAAUACUUACUUAACCUAGUCAGUCUGUGCACAUAUGACUCAUUUCUUAGGUGUAGAAAGUCAAUAUAAUGGUGGAGAAAGAGUGUGUGUGAGAGAGAGAGAGAGAGAGAGAGAGAGAGAGAAAAUGUGUGUAAUGAAUGUGUUGUCUAGUCCAGUGGGAUACUACACAUCCAUCCCUGACCACUGAAAAGACUCCUUGUUAUGAUGCUCCCUAUUUCUGUGUUGGUUUGGUGAGAGGAGUUCCUUGUUUUAUUUUUUUACACUAAGAUGUGCCAUGAUAAGGUGUAGCAGAUUAGCAGAGGUGUUUUGGAGUCACAAGUGUGCUGUAUCAUUGUUGGUUGCACUUUUUUUCUAUGUUCUGUCAGUGGUUAGGUAAAAAAAAUAUAUAUAUAUGUAUAUAUGCAAUAAAAGUUUAUUCUCA
Messenger RNA from Portunus trituberculatus (swimming crab), 16972 nucleotides. It is a transcript of the gene tweek, whose product is annotated as transmembrane protein KIAA1109-like. The transcript is spliced from 85 exons. Gene Ontology annotation, biological process: synaptic vesicle endocytosis. The record is from RefSeq and is a predicted model, not a curated record. Bases 168 to 15803 code for a protein of 5211 amino acids. NCBI's taxonomy places the organism in Eukaryota, Metazoa, Arthropoda, Malacostraca, Decapoda, Portunidae.